Molecule: messenger RNA, 450 nt
Organism: Bombus pascuorum
Lineage: Eukaryota; Metazoa; Arthropoda; Insecta; Hymenoptera; Apidae
Product: chitin-binding domain protein cbd-1-like
Exons: 2
Coding region: 157-450 (97 amino acids)
Cellular component (GO): extracellular region
Molecular function (GO): chitin binding
Source: RefSeq, a predicted model, not a curated record
GUUAAAUGAUUGUAUCGUCUGAUACAAAGUUGUAAGAUAUGCUGAUAAGUUAGCUAUAAAAGUCAAAUCUUAUAACUUGGUAAUGUCAGUUCCUUCCCAAAAAUCGACUAUAGGAGAGUGUGUUAUCCUUCCAUUGUUAGAAAUAAAUCUGUUGAAAUGAAAGGUUUAUUAUUAGUAGUCAUUGCCGUUUUGGCACUAAUGGGAACCGCUUUUGCCGAAAUACCUGAAAUUCCAACAAAAGGUGCAGAAUCUUUGAGCGAAAAAUGCGCUUUUCCAUCUGAUUGUCCAACCGCUGGCCAUAUUCGCUAUCCUCAUGAAAGAGAUUGUAGGUUAUACUACGAAUGCUCCAACGGUCGCAAAUGUGUUAUGUCGUGUUUCGAAGGAUACGUCUUCAAUCCAAUACUCGACACGUGCGAUUUACCCAAGAACGUACCAAACUGCAUGCAUUAG